CUAGAUAUCCAGCCAAUCUUCUGGGACCUACAUUGAACAAAGAUGAGUGUGUCUUCCAGGAUACUGUAACUAGAGUGUCCAGGUCAGUUCAGACUUGACCAUGGGAGCCAACACUUCGAGCAAAGCACCAGUGUUUGAUGAAAAUGAAGACGUCAACUUUGACCACUUCGAAAUUUUGCGAGCCAUUGGGAAGGGCAGUUUUGGGAAGGUCUGCAUUGUACAGAAGAAUGAUACCAAGAAGAUGUAUGCCAUGAAGUACAUGAAUAAACAGAAGUGUGUGGAGCGGAAUGAAGUGAGGAAUGUCUUCAAGGAACUCCAGAUCAUGCAGGGCCUGGAACACCCUUUUCUGGUGAAUCUGUGGUAUUCCUUCCAAGAUGAGGAAGACAUGUUCAUGGUGGUGGACCUGCUCCUUGGUGGGGACCUGCGUUAUCAUCUGCAGCAGAAUGUUCACUUCCAGGAGGACACAGUGAAGCUCUUCAUCUGUGAGCUGGCCAUGGCCCUGGAUUACCUGCAGAGCCAGCGCAUCAUUCACAGGGAUAUGAAACCUGACAAUAUUUUACUUGAUGAACAUGGGCAUGUGCACAUCACAGACUUCAACAUUGCUGCUAUGCUGCCCAAGGAGACUCGGAUCACCACAGUAGCUGGCACCAAGCCUUACAUGGCACCGGAGAUGUUCAGCUCCAGGAAGGAAACAGGUUACUCCUUUGCUGUGGACUGGUGGUCCCUCGGGGUGACGGCUUAUGAACUGCUGAGAGGCCGGAGACCAUAUCACAUCCGCUCCAGUACUUCCAGCAAGGAAAUUGUGAACAUGUUUGAGACAGCAAUUGUAACUUACCCUUCUGCCUGGUCACAAGAGAUGGUAUCCCUUCUUAAAAAGCUGCUUGAACCUAAUCCAGACCAACGCUUUUCUCACUUGACUGACAUUCAGAAUUUCCCUUACAUGAGUGACAUGAACUGGGACGCAGUCCUGCAGAAGAGGCUCAUUCCAGGUUUCGUUCCAACCAAAGGCAGGCUCAAUUGUGACCCCACUUUUGAACUCGAAGAAAUGAUUUUGGAGUCCAAACCUCUUCACAAGAAAAAGAAGCGCCUGGCUAAAAAGGAGAAGGAAAUGAGGAAAAGUGACUCCUCUCAGACGUGCCUUCUUCAAGAGCAUCUUGACGCUGUUCAGAAGGAAUUUAUAAUUUUCAACAGAGAAAAAGUAAAAAGAGACUUUAAUCAAAGACAAGCAAAUCUAGCCUUGGAACAAACCAAAAACAACACAGAAGAGGAGGAUGGCCAGAAUAACAACCUAUAACAUGCUUCUGAGCCUUCUGGGGACAGUGCUUGGCACCUGGCCUGAAACUCCUGAUCACCACACACAGAAGAGCUGACAGCAGUCUUUGCCGCUCCCACACCUCCUGACUUAGAGAAUGUGAUUGAUAAUCUUCAGAAGUGGCCACACUCUGCAGCCACAGUCGAGAAGGAGAGCCUGGUUCUGAGUCCUCAGUUCCAGCUUCAGCACUCACUGACUCUGUGACCUUAAGCAAACCAUUUAACUGCUUCCUCUGUUUUAGUUCACCGCUCGAAAGGUAGAGGGUUAUUUCAGAAGAGCUAGCCUUUUCUCUGUUAAUGCUAAGAUCGCUCUAAACAGCCUUUAUUCUUAUUUUUAAAUGAAUAUUUGAAUGUAGAUUUAUUUUUUAUUCUUUUUGAUGACACUGUGAAACAUGGACACUGUAUACAGUGAGCCUCUUUGAGGCUAGAGAAUAUCACACAGGGGGCAGCAUGCCAAAGCUUGAUUGGGUAGGAAUAAAGAUGUUCUGUCAGGAAUACAUACAUAGGUCAGAUUAGAAGUAGCAGUGACACAUGGGACCUUGCAGUGGGGCAUCAGCAAGGAAUCUAUUUGCAAGUGUCUCCUGUGCUUGUAGCUUCUUACCUGUCUGUGAGGUGGCCUUGAUCAAUUGAACUUGAUUCCGAUGACAGGAGUCACACACAGAAGUUUAGCAAAUGCUGUGAGUUGGGACACUUUUUUUUUUUUCAGCAUGGCAGUUGUAAAAUAUCAGACUCUGGUAUGCUUCUCCCUAGAGGGCUAAUUUUCCUCAAGAUUAGCAGAGACCUGCUUCUGCAGAGGAUCAGAGACUACAGCUGAACUAAAGGCAGGGUUACUUGGAACUGUUCAGUGAAGUUAUACCUUACAGGAGAGUUUUGCAUGUUAAAUUUGGAAGCCUGCAAACUUUCUCUUGAGAAAUUCCUAACUCUCCAAAGUGAAGGGGAAAAGUCACUUGCUUUUCUGUCAAGAAACAUCACAUUUUUUUGUAUUGCUUGGCCCUUUUUCAUAUAGAUGAACUAAAAUAUGAAACAAGUUUACACACACCUACAUGUCUACUGUCUAGAAUUACUUUUAAAGCAGAAGGAUGG
Arvicanthis niloticus (Nile rat) is the source of this 2394-nucleotide messenger RNA. RefSeq names its product serine/threonine kinase 32A (gene Stk32a). Gene Ontology annotation, molecular function: G protein-coupled receptor kinase activity; ATP binding; G protein-coupled receptor binding. The record is from RefSeq and is a predicted model, not a curated record. Gene Ontology annotation, biological process: regulation of signal transduction; protein phosphorylation; G protein-coupled receptor signaling pathway. NCBI's taxonomy places the organism in Eukaryota, Metazoa, Chordata, Mammalia, Rodentia, Muridae.